Cooperia oncophora is the source of this 270-nucleotide messenger RNA. NCBI's taxonomy places the organism in Eukaryota, Metazoa, Nematoda, Chromadorea, Rhabditida, Trichostrongylidae. The record is from the annotation of a GenBank genome assembly.
AUGCGUGAAACAUCGUUCAUCAUGUCGGUUUCUCUGGCCGCAGGCGCCAUAUCCCUAAUUGGAUCCAUGCUUUUUCUUCCUCGCCUUUACUGGGAGAUGGUUGACCUAAAGGACGAGGUGUUUGAAGCCGUUGGCAGCUUUCAAGCAAGUCUGAAUCAAUUGCAGGUUGAAACGGAUUCGUCAUGGAUCGAGCUGAUGAACGUGCAGGUCAGCCACACCCCUCCAUCGAAACCAAGAGAAAAUCCACUUCUGAGGAGGGAAAAGAGGUAA